Trifolium pratense (red clover) is the source of this 1830-nucleotide messenger RNA. RefSeq lists its product as uncharacterized. The record is from RefSeq and is a predicted model, not a curated record. Lineage: Eukaryota; Viridiplantae; Streptophyta; Magnoliopsida; Fabales; Fabaceae. Bases 193 to 1467 code for a protein of 424 amino acids. The transcript is spliced from 2 exons. Gene Ontology annotation, molecular function: nucleic acid binding; zinc ion binding.
AUUGUUAAAAAUAUCCUAGACUCGCAACUCGAAAAAAAUUCCAACCAAGCUUCAAUAGGGUUUCUCUAGAGAACUUGUGGCGGCUCACUUCCAGCACCUCCUGGGUAUCAAUCCUUCAUGGAUCUAAGCUCCUAGGCUAUCCUAGACCUUUCUGUUUGCAACUUGUGUGCACUUUGGGCUAACAUCUACAACAUGGACAAGUGGAAAGAAAACCCACUUACGAAAGAAGAAGAAGAGGAAAUAGUAGUUGAUGACACUGUAGCAUGUGAAGAUGAAUCAUUCAAACGCUCUUUGGUUGGGAAACUAUGGACAGAGGACCACUUCAACGUCCGUAUCUUCAAGCAAGUGGUCAGCCAGUCUUGGAGAUUGAAGAAUCCGGUGGAGAUUCAAGAUCUCAGUAAAAAUUUAUUCCUUUUCCGUUUCACAAGUAAGCGAGAUCUUGAAAUGGUUCUACGAAACGGACCGUGGAGCUUCGACAGGAACCUGGUUAUUUUGAAGCGAAUCUCAGGUGAGGAACAACCUUCUGAUCUAGAAAUGUUUACCGCUGAGUUUUGGGCCAGAAUCUAUGACCUUCCCCUGAAAUUAAGAUCUGAUGCUAUGGCCUUGAGGCUCGGUAAUACGAUAGGCCAAUUUGUUGAAGCGGACAGCAAAGAUGGACACAGAUUGGGGAAGUUUCUUAGGGUUAAAGUGUCUAUUGACCUUAGGAAACCCCUCAAAAGAGGUACUGUUUUAAACUACCAAGGAAAGAGGCUUCAUGUCUUUUUCAAAUAUGAAAGACUCCCAAACUUUUGUUAUAUGUGCGGAAGAAUUGGGCACCAAAUGAAGGACUGUGAGGAGGUUGAAGGUAAUGAAGAGGAUGGCUAUGAAGACAUAGAAGAGAAAGAGUUACCAUAUGGAUCAUGGCUUAAAGCUUCCCCUCUUCCAAAAAUUAGUGGGGACAUAAAGAAGGAACAAAGCUCCAGCUCUUGUAGUAAAAGUCUCUUUGGGGAAACUAGUACCAGCAAAGUUGGCUCUAAGGAAGGCUUGGGAAAGGGAUUGGAGAUAGAGGUGGUAAGUUCAUUGAAAAAGUCUAAUGUGGUGGGCGAGAUUGAUGAAAUAGAAGAAACAAAUAGGGGAAAAGAUCAAAAAGAGGUUGAAUGUGUUGCAGAGUCUCUUGGUAAUGUAGCCAUUUCAACCCCAAAAAUGGCCACUUUUGAUAUUGGAUCCCAUACUAAACAGAAAACUCCUGCCAAAGCUCCAAGGAAAUGGUCAAGAAAGAAAGGUGCAAGAAAAGCUAAGGAACCAGAUCAGACCCAACUGAUUGCUGAUUUGGGAAAACGUCAACUAGUUGAAGUGGUUAUUUCUGAAGGACAUCCAGAAGCUAUUCUAGGGGGUGAAAAAAAGAGAAGACAAGAAGUGGAGAUGAUUGACACAAACUUAACCGAACAAAAGGUGGUGUUGGCGGGCCAACACCGCCUAGACCAAUGAGGGCCUUAAGUUGGAACUGUCGGGGUUUGGGGAAUCCCCGGUCAGUUCGAGCCUUGUCAAGGCUCAUCAAACUUGAAAAUCCCCAUUUGGUUUUCUUGAUGGAAACCAGGUUAAAAGUAGAUGAAAUGGAGAGAAUAAAGAUCAAGUGCGGCUUCAGUUCGUGUCUAUCAGUGGCGUGCACUGGGAGCGGCAGAGACAGAGCGGGUGGAAUUUCUUUGCUGUGGCAAGACCAGGUGGUACCACUGGUUGGGGACUGGUUUGUCUCGACGGAUCUGCUGCUGUUCGAGCUUCGGCAUGCCUUUUUGACAACAUUGAAGUUGAGCCGUUAGUGGCGGAAGCUUUGGGUGUUCGUUGGUGCCUACA